UUACAUCUUCUCUUUUCUUCCCCAGCAAAAAAUGAGUCUGCAAAAUAGAAAAUUCAAGCUGCGAUUGCGAGGAAGAGAAGAGACUUCAGAUCUAGCUUGAUCCGGUGAUAAUGGCGCUCGAGUGGGUGGUUUUAGGUUACGCGGCGGCGGCUGAAGCGAUUAUGGUGGUGCUAUUGACGAUGCCAGGACUCGACGGACUCCGCAAGGGAUUAGUCGCCGUCACGCGUAAUCUCCUCAAACCGUUUCUCUCCAUAGUUCCUUUCUGUCUCUUCCUCUUAAUGGACAUCUACUGGAAAUACGAAACUAUGCCUUCGUGCGAUGGCGAUUCCUGCACACCGUCAGAGCAUCUUCGUCACCAGAAGUCCAUGAUGAAAUCCCAGCGAAACGCGCUUCUCAUUGCGGCUGCACUUGUGUUCUACUGGAUCCUUUACUCAGUCACCAAUUUGGUUGUCAAGAUCGAGCAUCUUAACCAGAGGAUCGAGAGGCUCAGGAACAAGGAUUGAUCGUCUCGUCUCAGGUUCAAUUAGUGUAAUGCCUUUUUUGGUUAUCUUUCCCAUUUGGCUAGGUUUUCUCUUUUUCAACGUUUCUGAUAUGUGUCUUUUAUCUUGUGGAGAUUGAAGGAUUUUAUCCUACUUUUCUAUGUUUGGAUUCUUAUUUGUAACCAGAUUGUGAUUGUUUCUUGUUGAAUUUUGAUUGACUCUAUAAUCUUCUCUUCAGGAUAGGCAUUAUGCAUUAAUGACACACACAUGAUUGAUGGUUUUAUUGAAUUGAUUCUGUGCCACACCCACUGUGAUUUCUCUUAUGCAUUCUAUGAAUUAGAGCUUGUGGAUACAGAUUUGGUAAUCAGGGAACCCUUUUGUUUAGUUGUGUUCAAUGUCUGGUUAUUGAUUUCCGGGUGAAAUCCAAAUUGUCUCAUAGGUGCAUUUCCCUUUUUAUACAAAUAUACUGAUGCAUCUGAAAUCUGAACUAGUAGUAUGUGCUUUUGAU
Arabidopsis thaliana (thale cress) is the source of this 987-nucleotide messenger RNA. Its product is annotated as B-cell receptor-associated-like protein. The coding region runs from base 111 to 503 and encodes 130 amino acids. Gene Ontology annotation, cellular component: membrane; endoplasmic reticulum; endoplasmic reticulum membrane. The transcript has a single exon. Lineage: Eukaryota; Viridiplantae; Streptophyta; Magnoliopsida; Brassicales; Brassicaceae. Gene Ontology annotation, biological process: endoplasmic reticulum to Golgi vesicle-mediated transport; intracellular protein transport. The record is from RefSeq and is marked reviewed.